Messenger RNA from Cariama cristata (Red-legged seriema), 2789 nucleotides. It is a transcript of the gene TRPC3, whose product is annotated as transient receptor potential cation channel, subfamily C, member 3. Gene Ontology annotation, biological process: regulation of cytosolic calcium ion concentration; manganese ion transport; calcium ion transmembrane transport. The record is from RefSeq and is a predicted model, not a curated record. Gene Ontology annotation, molecular function: inositol 1,4,5 trisphosphate binding; protein binding; store-operated calcium channel activity. Gene Ontology annotation, cellular component: cation channel complex; membrane. NCBI's taxonomy places the organism in Eukaryota, Metazoa, Chordata, Aves, Cariamiformes, Cariamidae.
AUUGAAGAAAGUCCAUCUCUGAGACGUAUGACUAUGAUGAGGGAAAAGGGAAGGCGCCAGGCCAUUAGAGGCCCAGCAUUCAUGUUCAACAACAGGGGCACCAGUCUUACGGCUGAAGAAGAGCGCUUUCUAGAUGCAGCAGAGUAUGGGAACAUACCUGUGGUGCGCAAAAUGCUGGAGGAGUCGAAAACGCUGAAUGUCAACUGUGUUGACUACAUGGGUCAAAACGCCUUGCAGCUUGCUGUAGGGAAUGAACAUUUGGAAGUGACAGAACUUCUGUUAAAAAAAGAGAACUUGGCACGGAUUGGAGAUGCCCUGCUGCUCGCAAUCAGCAAGGGCUACAUUAGGAUAGUGGAAGCAAUUUUGAAUCAUCCUGGGUUUUCAGUAAAUAAGCGACUGACUCUGAGCCCUUGUGAGCAGGAGCUCCAGGAUGAUGAUUUUUAUUCCUAUGAUGAAGACGGUACCCGCUUUUCUCCAGAUAUCACUCCCAUAAUUUUAGCUGCCCACUGCCAAAAAUACGAAGUCGUGCACAUGCUGUUGAUGAAGGGAGCAAGGAUAGAAAGACCUCAUGAUUAUUUCUGCAAAUGUAAUGACUGUACAGAGAAGCAAAAGCAUGAUUCUUUCAGUCACUCUAGGUCAAGAAUAAAUGCAUACAAAGGACUGGCUAGUCCGGCUUAUCUGUCCCUCUCCAGUGAAGAUCCAGUACUCACUGCUCUAGAACUCAGCAAUGAACUUGCCAAGUUGGCCAACAUUGAAAAAGAAUUCAAGAAUGACUACCGCAAGCUGUCUAUGCAGUGCAAGGAUUUUGUGGUUGGUGUUCUUGAUCUCUGCCGAGACUCGGAAGAAGUGGAGGCCAUUCUGAACGGGGAUUUAAACUCUGAGCCAGUUGAAGCACAGAGGCACAGAGCAUCACUGAGCCGUGUGAAGCUGGCCAUUAAGUAUGAAGUCAAAAAGUUUGUGGCCCAUCCAAACUGUCAGCAACAGCUACUGACUAUCUGGUAUGAAAAUCUCUCAGGAUUACGGGAGCAGACCAUAGCUAUCAAGUGUCUGGUUGUGCUGGUUGUGGCAUUGGGCCUACCAUUUCUAGCCAUUGGUUAUUGGAUUGCACCAUGUAGCAGGCUUGGAAGAAUUCUUCGAAGCCCAUUUAUGAAAUUUGUGGCACAUGCAGCAUCCUUCAUUAUUUUCCUAGGCCUGCUGGUGUUCAAUGCCUCAGACAGAUUUGAAGGUAUAACAACGCUACCGAAUGUCACAGUUACUGAUUACCCUAAGCAGAUCUUUAGGGUGAAGACUACCCAGUUCACCUGGACAGAAAUGCUGAUCAUGGUAUGGGUACUUGGUAUGAUGUGGUCAGAAUGCAAAGAGCUGUGGCUGGAAGGACCCAGGGAGUAUAUUUUGCAGUUAUGGAAUGUUUUGGAUUUUGGGAUGCUGUCCAUUUUCAUUGCCGCUUUCACAGCGAGGCUUUAAAAACUGGUAUUCCUGCAGGCCACAAAAGCACAGCAAUAUGUGGACAACUACAUUGAGGAGAAUGACCUCUCUGAGGUCACGCUUCCUCCAGAAAUAGAGUAUUUUACUUACGCUAGAGAUAAAUGGCUCCCAUCUGAUCCUCAGAUAAUAUCUGAAGGCCUUUAUGCAAUUGCUGUCGUUCUUAGCUUUUCUCGGAUUGCAUAUAUCCUGCCUGCAAAUGAGAGUUUUGGACCCUUGCAGAUUUCACUUGGAAGGACUGUUAAGGACAUCUUCAAGUUCAUGGUCCUUUUUAUUAUGGUAUUUCUUGCAUUUAUGAUUGGAAUGUUCAUACUGUAUUCCUACUACCUUGGAGCUAAACUAAACCCAGCCUUUACAACAGUGGAAGAAAGUUUCAAGACCUUAUUUUGGUCAAUAUUUGGCUUGUCUGAAGUAACCUCUGUUGUCCUCAAAUAUGAUCAUAAGUUCAUAGAGAACAUCGGUUAUGUUCUUUAUGGCAUAUACAAUGUAACGAUGGUGGUAGUUCUGCUCAACAUGCUGAUUGCUAUGAUCAACAGUUCAUAUCAAGAAAUUGAGGAUGACAGUGAUGUAGAGUGGAAGUUCGCUCGUUCUAAACUCUGGUUAUCGUAUUUUGAUGAUGGAAAAACAUUACCUCCACCGUUCAGUCUUGUACCAAGUCCCAAAUCUUUUUUCUACUUCAUCAUGAGGAUCAUUAACUUUUCUAAGUGCAGGAGGAGACGGCUACAGAAGGACAUUGAAAUGGGAAUCGGCAAUUCCAAGUCUAGGUUAAACCUUUUCACUCAGUCGAACUCCAGAGUUUUUGAAUCACACAGUUUUAACAGCAUUCUCAAUCAGCCGACACGUUAUCAGCAAAUAAUGAAAAGACUGAUAAAACGUUAUGUUCUGAAAGCACAAGUGGACAAAGAAAAUGAUGAAGUAAAUGAAGGUGAACUAAAGGAAAUCAAACAGGAUAUCUCCAGUCUUCGCUACGAACUUUUGGAGGAUAAGUCCCAAGCAACAGAAGAGUUAGCAAUUUUAAUACAUAAACUCAGUGAGAAACUAAAUCCUAAUAUGUUGAGAUGUGAAUGAUUCAACAAAGGAACCAUGGCUUUGACUACAGCACAACUAUUUAUUGGCAAUAAUAUUUCAGUAUCUUAUACUUGAAAAAUGUAUUGUAGAUUUUUAGCACUAAAUAACUUUAUGUACAGCUUCUCUGGAAUUUAGUCAUAGGAAAUUUUAUUAACUCACCACAAGAAGAUUGCUCUCUUCAUUUUAAUUGUCUAAAAGCAAGAACUGUCAUAAAUUUUUUUGCAUUUAUGCAUUAAAAA